This is a messenger RNA of Daldinia childiae, 1821 nucleotides long. RefSeq lists its product as uncharacterized. The transcript is spliced from 4 exons. Bases 1 to 1821 code for a protein of 606 amino acids. The record is from RefSeq and is a predicted model, not a curated record. Lineage: Eukaryota; Fungi; Ascomycota; Sordariomycetes; Xylariales; Hypoxylaceae.
AUGCGACUCUUAAAAAUAUCCCUUUUAUUGGCGGUGGUGACUCGUGACGUCCUCGCGGUUAAAAAUGGCCACUGUCCGCCUUUGGGACCAGUCCUACCGGCGCCGAGAAGUCCGAGCUCAAACCCGGCAGUCCAGCAAGUAUUGGCAGUACUGAAGGGGGUCCUAGACCAGUACGCCGUGGCACUCUUUGACGGCACGACAGUGUCAAUCGGCGUAAAGUCUAUCCACGAAGAAACACCCUUGGUAGAUAUACACUACCAGUCGCCGGAUCUAGAUCCGCGGGGAACGAAGCAAAUAAAUGCCUCGACCAUCUAUCGAGUUGGAAGUGUGUCCAAGCUGUUUACGGUGCUGGCGGCCCUCAAGACCGAGGGUAUCCGAAUGGAAGACCCUAUCACCAAGUACUUACCACAACUCAAAGAGCUUAAGAAGCGAGAAGGAAGCACAGGAGAUCAGCUCACUACUGUUGAUUGGGACGAUAUUACACUUCAAGCUCUAGCAUCACACAUGAGUGGAAUUGGACCGGACUUUGUAACCGACAUGACAAGCCUCGAGGCUGAUUGGACAAAACUUGGACUCCCUCAAGCUCGUGAAACUCUUGGAUGCCGUGGUUUCCAAGGCGUUGCUCCUUGUAAUGAAGAAGAUUUCUGGGAAAAUUUUGGGAAACGGGAUCCCACUUUUGCGCCAUACACUACCCCUAUGUAUUCAAACACGGCAUUCUACCUGCUCAGCUUGGUCAUCGAGUCGGUAUCCGGGCUGCCUUUCAACGACUUCGUUCAGAAGAACGUCGUAGAUCUUGUUGGCAUGACAAGAACCUCGUUGGCGAAGCCGGAUGAUAAGCUCGGUGUUAUCUGCUUAAAUGACACAACAUGGGACGAUAUUCUGGGAAUCGACGAUCCGGCUGGGGGAUUCUACUCAAAUACGGAGGACCUCCUCCAAUUUGGCGAAGCAAUACUAACUUACAAGCUUCUCUCACCAUCGCAAACCCGCCGGUGGUUAAAACCCGUGACACUCACUUCCUCGUCGGGUCUCUUCAUCGGCGCACCAUGGGAGAUCGCGCGCGGCGACAAGCUUACCUCAGACCAACGUCCAAUAGACGUAUAUAGCAAGGCAGGUGACCUCGGUUCGCACCAUGCGAUGUUUAGUCUGAUUCCGGACUACGACCUCGUCGUAAGCGUGCUUAUUGCCGGGUCUCAGGCUGGUACUGGAACCGCGCAGAUCAUAAGCUCUCUUAUAACGCAGCUAUUACUCCCGGCUAUCGAAGACGCCGGCAAGGAAGAUGCUUUGUCCCGGUUUGCGGGUACUUACCGGGACGAGCAGAGCGACUCUAGCAUUACGCUGGUUGUUGAUGAUGUUGGGCCAGGGCUUAGCGUUGCUGAUUGGAUAGUCCGUGGCGAGGACGUGCGUGGGCAUUGGCUUCGCUAUCUUACCUCUCCAACUGACGAUACUGGGGGAAUACACGUGUCAAUGCGCUUGUAUCCAUCCGGCCUGAGCAUUGGCUCGAGGACGGCGUGGCGGGCGGUAGCUCAGCUCGCAAUACCAGAGCAGCUUACUCAGAUGGAGGCGCUCUUGUUCUGGCCGCAGAGCAGUUGUCUGACUUGGGCUUUGAUGGAUAGAGCCGUGUACCAAUUCGGUGCGCUCGAUGAGAUUGUUUUUAACUUGGUUGAUGUAGAUGUAGGAAGUACUGCCGUGAGCGUUGAUUUGGUUGGGUUUCGGGCGACAUUGCAGAAGACUACAUGGUAUCCAGAGCAAGUGUGCCUGAACUUGAUGAUAAUGAGCUGGAUUUUCGAUCAUAGUUUGUCUAAUCUAUGUAAGAUUUUGUAA